Theileria orientalis strain Shintoku is the source of this 930-nucleotide messenger RNA. RefSeq lists its product as hypothetical. The transcript is spliced from 3 exons. The record is from RefSeq and is a predicted model, not a curated record. NCBI's taxonomy places the organism in Eukaryota, Apicomplexa, Aconoidasida, Piroplasmida, Theileriidae. The coding region runs from base 1 to 930 and encodes 309 amino acids.
AUGGCAAGUCACAAUGAUUCUAUUAAUUUGAGCCCUCACGUCAAAGAAAACAUGAAAGAAGAUUUUCUUUAUCAGAAAUCAGGUUUAGUAGAGGACUUCGGUAGAAUUGUGCUGUCGACGAAAGAACAGAGUAUUCAGCUGGAUAAGGAAGACCUGGAUGAAACCAUUCUGAAGAAUAUUCUGUACUGUUACAAGUUUUUGGAUACCACAGACAAGGAGUACGUAAAUUCCGCCGAAGCAGAAGUUUACAUAAGGCACAUCAAGGACGAAAACCCGCAGCUUUUUGAAUUACUGUUAGAUGUUCUUCAGGUAGCGUCAGAAUUCAGUGCGAACGACACGAAUAUCGCAAAAAACCUGUUCAUCAACAGGCUGAAGAGCCACAUUAAGAACCUGAAGCCUGACGACAAGUCGCCCUUCUGCACCUUGAAGAGCACUAACAACGCGAUUUCGGACUACUUUAGGAACAUGGACUCCAACACCCGUAGCUCGGUGUCGGAAACUGUUUUCGAGCCUGCUCCCGUCAAACCCGGGUCCAUGAAAACCGGUAACAACCCUUCCAUUGGUGACACGUAUAUGAACAAGGUCCUUUCCAAGAUUACCCAAGAUUCAAAGGAAACGGUGUUUAAUAUGAAUUCAUCACGUAACACGAGUGAAACCAAAGACCUUUCCGUUAACCAGAAUGCUGUAGAUGAGUUCAACGCCAGUAUUGAUAGUAAUUCUACGAACUCUUCUGUUCAACCUCAAGCUGGUUCCGCCAAUACGCCGUCGAACAAGUUUGAGAACGUUAACAAGUUUGAGAGCGUCGGUGAGAUGGAAAAGGUCCUAGAUUCCAACUCGAAUGUCAACGAAUACGUGGUUUUUAAUUACAACACUGACUUGGACUGGCAAUAUACCCUCCGUGACCAAAUUGAUUUAAUUUUCAACAUUUAG